Molecule: messenger RNA, 4664 nt
Organism: Seminavis robusta
Lineage: Eukaryota; Bacillariophyta; Bacillariophyceae; Naviculales; Naviculaceae
Source: the annotation of a GenBank genome assembly
CAGCGGCAUAGGGUUCCACAAAGCUUACGGUACCGCAUGCACUCUGAAACAGAGCAACCAUCAAUGAAGAACCCACCAGAACGCCACCCACACUACACCGCUCAUGCCACCCACAAAGGCCGUGUUCAUGGCUCAGAUACUUUGUCGUUGAACACAUAGACCGAUGCUGGUGAUGUGGUAGACUACUAGCUAGCUAGAGCUAGUACGUGUAGAUCCUCGGAUACCCCUGCAUCGAUUUCUUUGGUAUUCAUUCGCGAAGAAUGGUGGGGAUAACCUUUCCCAGACCAGUAGGUCCAUAUGCAGAUACCAAAGAGUUGGAAUAUAUAUCCGCACUACUUCAGACAGGACAAGUGCUAAGGGAAGAUGGGACCAUUCAAGCCCAAGAUAUUAUGCACUUUUUGAGCAGUCGCCAUGGGAUUCGUGUCGACGAGGAUGUGGUACGCCAAGCCAUGAUUCUCGAAUUGGCGGGGUCCUUCGCCCCACCGCCUCUGCAUCGCCGAAACAAACAAAACGAGGAUACUUCCAACCGCACUGCCUUUAUGGAUGAACCAGAGCCUUACAAUCAACAACCACAACAACAGCAACCACCAGAAGAAGCAGAAACCAAAGGAUCCCUCUUGGCACCACUGUUUGGAAAGAAGAAGAAACAAGAAGAAGAAAAAGCGGAAGAGGAACUACAAGAUCCCGAACCGGUGUUGGACCUCUGUCAACUCUUGGCAUUGCUCCUCAUUCCAUUCUUGAGAGCUGGAAAUGAUCUAUUGGAUAGCGCGCAACAAUCCAUGCCAGGGUUGAUAGGGUUUGGUCUUUCCAAGCGAAAACGGCACAAACAGGAGGAAGAACAAGACAAUGAAGAGCUGCUGGGGCAUGUUCUAGACAUGGCGCUGCAAAAUAUUCUAGGGGAACUACGAAACGACAAUCUGAGUCAGCAUCAUCAUUAUCAACACCAACCGCCACAAUACGGUGGAAUUGAAAACAAGGGAGUUCUUAUUGACGUCGAUCGGUUACGUGAUAUUAUGGAACUCUUUGGGGAAUACAAUCUACCACGAUCCCUCUUGGAAGAAAUGAUUGAUAUGGUAGAAGACUACAUGGAAUAUGACGACGAUGCAGGGAUCGAGGCCGGCGGUGGGGCCUUUCAUAACCGACAAGCCUUUCUCAACAAGGCCAGCUUUCUGCACGCCCUAACGUCAGAUACUCAACUCUACGAUCCUUCACACGUGGACAAUCAUUCCAAACCGACAACUCACUUUGACGAUGCCCGAAGAGCGCGAGAAUACCAACAAAUAGCCAUGUAUGGCAAGCUGGGGAAAAGUGGCCGUCGGAGGUUUCGACGAGGAAACAACGGAGGAGGAGGACGACGAUCGUCCAUCUUUAAGCCAUCAUCUAAAGUCUCAACCAAUAACAAUCACCUCGAAUUUCAACAAGUCUAUACCGCUGCCAAUAUCGACAACAAUGCCGACACGUACCGAUCGACAGGAUGGUUCACACUCGUUUGGGUCGAGACUGUUCUACUCUACUUUGCCUAUCUGACUAGUUCCACUUGGAAUGUCGAUGACGUGCACUGGAUGGAUGGUUGCACCAACGAGUUUGGCUGCGCCAUUGCCGUGUCAUUGAUCAAUUGGACAGUCAUCUUCUUCCAACUAAUGAUUAUGGGAUUGACAUGGGUCUUCAUUUCCACGCUGGGCAAUGCGGCCACCAAUCCUACAGAAGAAUUGAAGCAAAAACUAUACACGUCCUUGAGAAUUGCGCUUGGAAUGGCAUUGGUGGCUUCCAUCACGGCCGUUACGUUCUUUCGUGAACACGAGUCGUAUUUUUGGGACACAACCAAGAAUUCCCAGGAUGAACCGGCUUACUAUUCUGCCUUUAUCGUUGGAUGCCUCAUUAUGUCGUUCCAGAUGCUUCGGCUGGUGGGCCUCUACGUAAACUUGGGGCCUCUGGGAAACUCGGGCAUGGAGGACAAGGAACAAAAGAUCAAAUCGGCUGCGGGCUGCAAAGUUCGAAUGAUAAUUGAGCAUGCAGUCGCACUCCACGAUCUACCACCGAAAUUGAGAAGUACCGGUGUAUCAAAAACUGUCCUCGAGUCGGUGAGAUUGUUCCACAAGGUGCCCAGCGCUUCGCGCCGAAACAAGGGCACGAACGAAGCCGACAUUUCAGGUCAAGAACCGAGGGGCGGAAGCACCAUUGCAAAGGCGUUGCUCAAUUUUCAUCGCACAGAGGAUAUCAAGGAAGAAGUAGGGGGGAUCUUAUGGGCCUACAAAAGAAUUUAUGAUGGUAGUUUGCUGUGGAAAGAAGGCGUUUACUUUCACGGACGCCUGAUUGCUGUCUCCAUCUUGCAGCAUUUUGUCGUCCUUCUCAUGGUGGCAUUCUUCUUGACCUAUCAGGCUAGAAUUCAAACGUUUCUGGCUGGUGUCGAAACUUGCGGUGCGAGAUGGGAAGACUUCUAUACGGUUCCUGUUGUCGAUUUAAACUGGAAUAUAUCGGAGGAUCUAUCGGAGAAUGGAAAAGUCAAUGUCUUUGUCAAUGUCUUCAAUUGGAAUGAAACACAUUUCACGCCAGAUGACGGAGAGACCUUUGUUGAGGGACAGUUCCCAAAGUAUAAUGGCUCUCACUUUCGAGUUGAUGGCGAGCUAGUGAAUACAGUUUGUUACUACGACGACAUUGCGGGUAUAGAACACGGUGGUGGUGGUGGACCGCGGAAUGAAACCAACACGACAUCUACCAACAGCAAUGGCAUUUGGGACUUUACCUCUUCGAACGUCACCGAUAGUGUUCAACAGAAUGGCCAGGAUGGUGGACUACCUGGCGGUGACCAGGGAGGUGAACCCGGCGGUGACCAGGGAGGCGGCCCUGGUGGUGUUGGGGGUGCGGAAAGUGCUCUCAUAGGAAGCUUGACAAGUGUGUUCACUGGUGAAACUGUAGAACUGGGUGGAGGAGGCCCACCCGGUGGCGAGGGAGAGGCUGAUGGGGGACCACCGCCUGGUGAUGACGGGUCUAAUGUUAUCCAUGCGUCACUGGAGCCAAAUCUUCUAGAUGAACAGCAGAGCGAAUACUUGGAUAUGCUCAACAUUGCACCAUUUGAGUAUAAAUUGUCCCUCAUCAUAGGCCUUUUAGGAGCGUUUGCGGGGACCCUUGGCAUUGCCUUGUCCUACAUACCGUCCUUUGUCUCAUCAGUCCUCAAGAUGCGGUCUGGCUACCUGCCCAGCUUGAAAGGAGAUCACGCUACCUACUUCCUAUAUCGACUUGCUCCAGACCAAACAGCAACAAUGUUUGGUCUUGCCUUCUGGGGGACUUUCUUUACAGCCGCUGCUUGUUUCAUCCUGUUUAGUCUAGUUACUUUUUUCCUGGUGUAUUCGAAAACGAGGGAUUAUGUGAUUACCUUAGUCUCGGCCGCGAUCGGCAUCAGUACUACUCUCGGGAUUAAAGUGGUCGUCAUGAUUUUCCUUCGGGGUGCCUUUUACAGUUCGUACUACCGAAAAAAGCCUGCCGCUUCAAACGUUAUGAAUGUCAUCCUUGAAUGCUGGAGUUUGGGUCUUUCGGUUGGUACAGUGGCAACACGGAUGGCGCAGCUGCUCGUUGUAACAGCAUUUUAUGUUGGAAGGAUCGACACGCCCAUGUUGGCUCCAGGGGUCGGAAACAUUGCAGGAGCGCCGUUGGAUCCAGCUCCUGUCGCGUUCAAGAAGGAUCUACUGAUACACGAAGCCCAUCGGCAUCCAUUCAUCGAACGACUAGGGUUGCUAUGCCUAUUGAAGUUACAUAAUGGCAAGGAUUUUGGGUCGCGCGCUGGAGCACAUUGGCGUUUGCUUCUCGUACUGUCUGUUUGUCCAUGGAUGAGAAACUACCGUGUUCGACCAGAUCAGAUUGACGAAGACGACUACACCGAUGACGAUGAGUUUGCGAAAAACACGACCACGAACAGGCGGAAGAGAAUGAGCGUGUUUGACAACUACGAUCCGCUUAGGUCGCGCCGAGGGCUGAACCAGGGUGGCCAACUUGUUAGCGCCCAAGAGGAAAUGGAACGGCAAUUGGAAGUAGAGUUGGCUCGCGAAGCUUAUUCGAGAGUCAAUGAUCAGAACCUUGAUCUAAGGGAAGCUUUGAAAGCUGCACGAGAAAAGCUUUUGGCUGCGAACAUUCCGUUGAAUCCUGAAAUGGAAGAGCACCACCUUCAGGUUCUCCAGGCGCCGCAGCCAAAGUCAAUCUACUGCAAUGUGACGUUAUGGUAUGAUGACAUCGUAGGCCGACUAGUCUUGACGAAGCCAGGUAUAGCAUUCUAUUCGGACGCCUUGGAGAAUGGUGUAGUCAUCCGGAUUCGGUGGAGGAAUUUUGCCAAACACGAGAGAAACAGAAUUGAAAGUCCCCAGCCACUUCUCAGGCUCUCGACAAAGGGAGGUGACUGCUAUGAGUUCCACGUCACGAACAGAACUGUUCGAGCGAGAAUUCGGCACGACAUCACACUUAGACUGCAAGAAUAUCACCAAGGCAAUCAGCGCGACUGAGUCCUGUCCGUACCGUUGGUGUCUUCAUUCGCGUCGCAUUGGGGGAACCGACAGGGAGGCUUGGUUAUUGCACAUUUAGUAUACGGAAGACAAACACAACCUACCUGUUUCCUGACCUGCUACAUUUUUACAAUUUUGCAACUAAGAAUAUAUUAGAUUUCCAUCUACUCAUGU